Molecule: messenger RNA, 1209 nt
Organism: Chanos chanos (milkfish)
Lineage: Eukaryota; Metazoa; Chordata; Actinopteri; Gonorynchiformes; Chanidae
Product: un-named sa1261
Exons: 3
Coding region: 1-1209 (402 amino acids)
Biological process (GO): protein phosphorylation
Molecular function (GO): ATP binding; protein serine/threonine kinase activity
Source: RefSeq, a predicted model, not a curated record
AUGAGCUCCUCCCCCCACGUGUCUCGUGCCUCCGCGGACAUUUUGGAUGAUCUGCAGCUCAUCGCUGCUCAAAACCUGGAGAAGCUAGAGAUUAAUAAGUACUAUGAGGUUAUCCGGGAACUGGGCAAAGGCACCUAUGGAAAAGUGGACCUGGUUAUCCACAAAAUCAGAGGCACUAAGAUGGCCCUGAAGUUUUUGAGAAAGAAGACGACCAAACUGAAGAGCUUCUUGCGGGAGUACAGCAUCUCUCUCUACCUCUCCCCCUGUCCCUUUAUCAUCAACAUGUAUGGCAUCGCCUUUGAGACCGACGAGUAUUACAUCUUCGCUCAAGAGUACGCUCUGGCUGGAGACCUGUUUGACAUUAUUCCCCCACAGGUGGGACUUCCAGAGACUGUGGCCAAACGUUGUGUUCACCAGGUAGCAAUUGCCCUGGACUACCUGCAUAGUAAGAAGCUGGUGCACCGUGACAUUAAACCUGAGAACAUCCUUAUCUUCGAUAAGGAGUGUCGGAAGGUCAAGCUGUCAGACUUUGGCAUGACCCGGCGAGCCGGUUCACCGGUGAAGCGGGUCAGCGGCACCAUCCCUUACACGGCUCCCGAGCUGUGUGACCCGUCAAGACAGGAAGGGUUCUGCGUGGACUACAGCACGGACGUAUGGGCUUUCGGAGUCCUCCUCUUCUGCAUGCUUACCGGAAACUUCCCCUGGGAGAAGGCCCUGCCGUCCGAUGCCUUCUACGAAGAGUUCGUUCGCUGGCAGCGUCGUCGGACCGGCGCGGUGCCCUCGCAGUGGCGCCGUUUCACCGACGAGGCGCUGCGGAUGUUCCGCCGGCUGCUCUCCAUCGAACCAGAUCGUCGCUGCUCCGUUAAAGAGGUCUUCAGCUACUUCAAGCAUUGCUGGAUGCUGGACACGGAAAAUGGCAAUGCCAGUGUCUCCCCGGGCAAUGCUAAUGGCAACAGCGGGACCGGGCGUCCGGCAGAACUCAGCUCCUCUUCCUCUGAGGAAGAUGAGCUGGUGGACCGGCUGAAACAGCAGAGCUUGUCGCCAGUUGUUACCAAGAGUGGCAUCGUCGUGGAGCCAGUAGCUGUCCAUUAUUCGUCGUCAAACAAUAGCUCACCUUCUUCCACCAGCAGCUACGAACGUGUUGCCCGUGGCGACAACAGUAACAGCAGCCGCAUCCUGGUCGCCACACCAAUAGAGAUCUGUGUGUAG